UUUCUGUUUUUUUUUUCUAUUCGAUAAGGUUUUGUUCCCUUCAACGUUCCUGCGAGUCCGUUGGGCAUUUUUCAUGGAGUUCUCUCCUCCUCUGGCAAUCAAUCGAUUCAACCAUCUCAACCAUUUCCCAAGCGAAAUCUUCCUCCAGAUUCCUUCCCCAAAUCCAAAAAUCCCACCUUUUGUUCUUCCUCCCCUCUUUUCCUCCUCCUUCGACCUUCAUAACCCUCUCAGAUCUCCCCGAUCACGCCUCUGACAGGUCCUCGACAGCCCUGAAGGCCAAACACGAAGAGGGUAUCGAGCGAUUUCAUUUCAGAUAAGAAGAGGGUUUUGUUUAGGAGCAGGGAGAUUUGCUGUCGGAAAAGAGAAUCAUGUCGUUUAGGUCACAAUCGGUGGGAAGCCAAUUCGCCGAGAAGCUGACGGAGGAUCCAGUGACGUAUAAAACAGCUCAGAGCACCGUCACCUGCAUCUACCAGACCCAUAUCGCCGGUUUCUGGAGGAACGUAACGAUCCUAUGGUCGAAGAAUCUGAUGAACCAUUCGCUGACCGUGAUGGUCACCAGCGUAGAAGGUGAUAUGGAUUACUGUUGCAAGGUUGAUCUCAAGCCUUGGCAUUUCUGGAACAAGAAAGGGUACAAGUCAUUCGAGGUCGAGGGCAAUCCCGUCGAGGUUUAUUGGGAUUUCAGGUCGGCCAAAUUCGCAGGUUGUCCCGAGCCAAGUUCGGAUUUUUACGUGGCUUUGGUCUCGGACGAGGAGGUUGUCCUCUUGCUCGGUGACUGCAAGAAGAAGGCCUUCAAGAGAACAAAGUCCAGGCCAGCGUUGGUUGAUGCUGCCUUGUUCUACAAGAAAGAGAACGUUUUCGGGAAGAAGAGUUUCUCAACGAGGGCUAAGUUCCAUGACCGGAAGAAAGAGCACGAGAUCGUGGUGGAAAGCUCUGCCUCGGGUCCGAAAGAGCCAGAGAUGUGGAUUAGCAUAGAUGGGAUUGUGUUGGUUCAGGUUAAAAACCUGCAAUGGAAAUUCCGUGGGAACCAGACAGUGUUGGUAGACAAGCAACCAAUUCAGGUUUUCUGGGACGUGUUUGAUUGGUUGUUCAGUUCCCCCGGGACGGGACACGGGCUGUUCAUAUUCAAACCCGGAGCAGUCGAAGAGAGUGACCAUGAGGGAAGCGGCCACGGUACCGGUAACGACAGUGAUGCAAGCAACGGAAGCAGGUAUUACUCGGCGAAAAGCAGCGUUUGGCCUCCCGAAUUCUGCUUGUUUCUUUAUGCCUGGAAACUCGAGUAGUGAAAAAACCCGAUGAAAAAAAUCGAUUGCUCGGUUUUCUUCAUUUGUAUUCUUUCUUCCCCCCUUUUGUUGUUGUACAAUGCACAAUGUUUCCAUACACACACCAUUUUCAUGGCCGGAUGGUGCCAAUGAUAAUGGCACAGAAUGUUGUAUUGCUCAUAAGCACCUGGUCAGUUCACCUGACACUAAUAUUUAGUGCAGCCUCUUCACUGAAAUCAAUCAGAUGAAACAGGCUAUGUUUCUGAUCAA
This is a messenger RNA of Tarenaya hassleriana, 1529 nucleotides long. RefSeq lists its product as uncharacterized. Bases 369 to 1280 code for a protein of 303 amino acids. The record is from RefSeq and is a predicted model, not a curated record. The transcript has a single exon. Lineage: Eukaryota; Viridiplantae; Streptophyta; Magnoliopsida; Brassicales; Cleomaceae.